CGUGCGGAGAUGACGACGUCAGAGGGGGAGCACCUCCUGUACCCGCCUCACUUCCGAACCGUGCCGAUCGAGAUAGACCUCGGGGCUGGGGGAGGGUCCUCGACAGUGUUGGGCAGCGACCUCACGGCGGAGUACGUGCACAUCAACGGCGACUACCGAUCCUGACGCGCUCGCCCCCGGGCCUCGCAUGCCGGGACGGACGAGCGAUAUGCGUGGUUUUCACCGGCCCAGGCUAUACGUUUCACGAGGAUGGACCCACAGCUGGUAACUAUCAUGGCGUUUGCUGUGACAACAAACCAGAUGCAUCGCCCGGGGGGGGGGGGGGGGGGGNGGGGGGGGGGGGGGGGGGGGGGGGGGGGGGGGGGGGGGGGGGCGAGUUCUAGUCCCUACCCCCUUGCUGUUAAGUCGAGAAAAAAACUCUCGUCUGUUUUGAAAAUAGCCUGUCCAUCGGCAUACUCGUAGCAGGCAGGUAUGGAAUGGGGGAGGUCGUUUUUUGUCCGCCUCACUCACUCUCUCGCGCGCAAUUUUGGUGAGACGAUGUUACUAAGAAAAGCCUGAUUCGGGAGGGAGACAGAGAGAGUGUUGUAGGAACCUGAAGCUAGUCCGUCGUUUGUUUUGCCCAGAGGUUGUUGUACCUCUAUUGGGCCAUGUGCCUCUAUUGGGUCAUGCACCUCAAUUAGGUCAUUUCACUCUAUUCGGUCAUGUGCCUCUUUUGGGUCAUGUACCUAGAAUGGGCCAUCUGCGCGAUUGGGAGGUGUGCCCUCGCCAUCAAUCGCAAUUUCAUCCGCGCGGCCGAAUUGUGAUUCACCCGCGAUUGUGAUGAGGUCGUCGUGGGAGACACGGAGUAGAUUUAUGUUUUUUUGUCGUUUUCUUUUUUCUCUUAAGAACCGUCGUUUUUGUCUAUAUCUAGGUCUUUUGUGGUCGGUGUUAGAUAGAUGUGGUGUGGCGUAGCGGUUGCUGUUCGUUUAGUUCGGCUUUUUUUGUGAUAUAUAGUCUAGUCUAUGUGAAUGCCACCCCAGACUGUCGUAGAUUGUGACG
Ectocarpus sp. CCAP 1310/34 is the source of this 1038-nucleotide messenger RNA. NCBI's taxonomy places the organism in Eukaryota, Phaeophyceae, Ectocarpales, Ectocarpaceae. The record is from the annotation of a GenBank genome assembly.